GUCUGACGUCUCACCUAAUCGGAAGGCCUCGGGAACCAGGCUACACAAACACCACACUAUCCUCAUGGCGGAAAACUCAAGAAUUAGGUAUUUUAGAGAAGUAGUUGUUCCUUCCAAUUCAGGGUCUAAAUGGAAGGAAAGACAUAUCAAUACAGUGGCUUCGGUGAGCACACUUCAGGACAUCAAAGUCCCGGACAGCAGCGGGGGAUACACCUUUACAGAAGGUGGAGUCACAAACAGAUUUAUAUACUGGAGGACAACCAGCAACGUCUUGGAGCUGGUGGAGGAGAGUCUGGACUAUAACUUGUUGGGGUCACAGAUCCGGUUCCACUUCCAUGACACUCAGAUCAUUGGGGGAAUUUCCAUUCACGAAUCCCAUGGAAAUGUGAUUGUAUUGGUUGUCACGGCAAUCAGUGUACACCGUUUGGUUUUUCCUCAUCCAAGUAAACUGAUAAAAAAUAACAUUGGAUAUACCCAGAGCAGUCAACCGUUGCCAUCAAUCUUCAACUAUGCAUCAGACUUGGAGAGUCAUUGGAGUAAAUAUCUGUUGAACCAUGGCGGGAAUUUCUCAUCACAGAUCCAGGCAGCUGCUUCCUCUCAGAACAUGGAGGGAGAGGCCCAGUUUGCUCUCAGUAGUAAUGAGGGGAGCGUUCUUUUGAUCAAAAUGCCUCCCCUUAAUAUUCAAGGCAUUGUGCAGCAGUUUGAACUCUUCAAGUCUUCAAUGAUGCAGAAGUUGUGGACCCAGCUGGUUCCUGUAGCCAUGAGGGGGAGUCAGGGAUCCCUGGAGUCAGCCACGGGACUGGUGAUCCAUCCCUUCAGGGGAGACACCUACGUCUUUGCCAUCUGCAGGGACCACAAAAUCAGGGUGUGGUCUACUAGGAGUCUUGAGUGUGUUUCUAUAUACAACAUCUUGGAAACUUGUCCUGAGCUUAAACAUGCACCGCCUGCAACUGGUGCCGGCCAUAAGCUGGUUAAAGUGAUGACAAGUGAUGCUGUCAACUUGCUAUUAUGUGUCCAUCUGAACUUUAAAGAGCGUAAUCAGUUUUGUUUUGUACAACCUGAACUACAGAGCGGCCGUUUGCAGCACUUGCAUGUUGCGACAGUGGUGGGUGUGGCCGAGGAUUUGAUUGACUACUGUGUGACCGCGGAUAAGCUGUGGACCCUGUGGACCAAUAGCUCAGGGGAGAGCAUCGCACGAGUCUGCCACAUGUCCGGAGAGCUUCGAGAAGGUAACUGGGUUGAGGUAAUACUUCACCCUUCAGACGCUGGGGAGAUCUUGGUCAGCCAGCACACUGACCCCAGGGAAGUCUACACAGAGAAAAUGUUCCAACCCAAACGAUUCAACCUGUACGACAUACACAAAGCUCUAAAUGUGUACAGACGAUCAAUGAAUGCCACUGUUCCCUCAGACCUGGACAUUAAUACACUAAAACAUGAAGUCACAGAGGCCGUGGAGGAUGCUAUUCGAAAUUCAGCAAUGGCCAAUGAAAUAUCAGAAGAAGAGUACUGUGAUUUACAGAUGGAGCAGUGGUCCAAGUUCUACUCAGGGGUUGUUCAAUAUCAAGAGGUUGGAGGAAAAAUGAAAGGUUUCUUUGUUGAACCCAGCACUGGAUUAGUGUGCAUUAUCAAAAAGGGUGGACUGAGCUUUAUUAGACCCUGUGAUCCCAUUGAAGAGCUGUACCUGGGUGAUGGACAUUGGUCAGCUGAAGACUUGAAUGAGAUUACUUUGGCGGAUUUGAGGACUUUGGGGAUGUGUCUAAGUUUGAUUGGCAGCAAGAUCUCAGAGGACAUGGUGGUCCAGUUUGAGGACUCCCUUCUGAUGAAGGAGUCGCCAGAGGAGGCUGUGAGGCCCAUAGUAGAGGACCUUUUCUUCAACACAAGCUUGGUUGAAAUUUCCCUGGAUUCAUUGGGAGCAUUGGUUCAGAACAUACAUGAUUUACCAAACUGUCUGCAUCUCGUACUAAACUCCUUAGAUCUCACCAAGGCUACACUAGAGGACGAGGAAAGUGAUAUGGAGAGUGAGCAGCAGCUGAUAGAUGGACAGAUUUUGACCAGUGAUUCAGCCAUUGAUUUUCUGACCACAACUCUCCAUCAGACGUCGGACACGCGGUUCCGAGUUCUCCGGGAUCUCCUGUUGUUCCUGACCUCUACCAUCAGCCUCGGAGACCGGGAUGGAAUCACCCCUGAGGUCAGUGAGACCCUUUAUGACAUGAUCCCUAGGACCAGUUCUCUACUACAGUCAUAUGCUGUGUUGAAGUGGGCAUCAACUAAAGUGGCCACUGUCAGCCACUCAAAUUCAUUGGAAAUGAAUCUGCGGCUGCUAGCCAGUCUUGAGGUAGCAGAAAACUCUGGAUUGACUAAUGUGCAGAAAGCAGUCUCCUCCAAUGUGACUGUUGCUGAACUCUUCAUUCGAGGCAUCGGUGGCAACCAAGCACGAGCAAACCUCAGUCGCACAGAAAGAAUCCUGGACAACACAGGGCAGCUGUGCAAUUGGGCCAUUCUAAGAAUAACCAGAUCUAUCCAAUUUUUACUGUGGCCUCUGAAUGAAAACUUCCUGUUUCCAGAAUUUCUUGCCAGCUGUUGCCAGUACCUCCCUCUGCAAGAAUAUUGUUUUCAGUUAAAUCAUUGGUGUGAAGUCAAUCCUGCUUCCAGAAAAUUCAUGCUUGGGCUUUGUUAUCUGCAUUUUGGAGAGGCACAAAAGGCUGCACAGUGUUACACUGAGGCCAAGGCAGGACUGCAGACAGAGGCCUUCCUAACACAGAGUCUGCUGCAGACGGACGAGCUCAACCCCCGGGUCUUGGAAGUUCUCUAUUACCUCAAGGUCAUUCGACAAUUUGAGGAGUUUGACUAUGCUGAUACAGUUGUCCACUUAGCAAGAACAGCCAUAAGUAUUGCAGACCAAGAUGAUGAAAAUACUGCCACUUUGUGGUCAAAGAUUUUCAAGUAUCAGCUGGAAAUGGGUCAUAAUGAUGAAGCAUACAAUGCCAUGGUUAGCAACCCUGACCCAUCAAGGAGAAAAGACUGCCUGCGACAGCUUUUGGUGACAUUGUAUGAGAGAAAGGAUCUUCAAACACUAGUGGGGUUCCCUUACAUUGAUCUUCAAGAAGAGGUGGUUUCUAUCUUGGAGUCUAGAGCGAGAACAGUGGACAUUACUACACAGAACUACUACGACAUUCUCUACGCUUUCUAUGUGACCAGAAACAACUUUGGAAAGGCGGGGGCUGUAAUGUACGAGCAUGGUAUGAGGCUAGGGAGGGAGGUUCCUCCUAAACAGGGCCUCCAGAAGCAGGCCCACUGUUACCUAGCAGCCAUGAACGCCCUCCGACUGGUCAACCCAAUAUAUGCAUGGAUUGUGAAACCUUCUGUGUGCACUGAAAUGCAGGUGAUGUCGGGCAAGGACAAUUUUAAUGGAGACGAGAAAGGAGACAUAUCAGCGACAAAGAGAGUGGAGAUCUUGGAACUUGAGGACAUCGAAAAGGAGUAUAUAUUAGUUGAUGCCCGUCUAGAGCUGCUAAAGCAAGAUAAAAGCAACUCAGUCGGAUCAGGUCCUACCCCUGGAGCGGACGAGAUGGUAGGAUUACUGGUGAAUGCUGGGAUGUAUGACAAAGCGCUGACAAUUUGUCAGCUCUUUGGGAUGAAACUGAUAUCUGUGUUUGACAGUCUGGCACUUAGAUGUGUCAACCUGGCCAAAAGCUGCAGCCACUUAACACUGGCCGACAGUACUACUCUGACGCAAGCCUGGGACUGGCUCAAACUGAACGACCUGCCCACCCCUGGCCUCAAGGAAAGCAGUGCUGCAGACUCUGCCUGGAGCCUCCUUCAGCACUACCUGAGGGUCCACGAGGACAGCACCGCCCAGCUCCACCGCACGGUCACCAUCCGCCUCCUCUCCCAGGGAUUCCCACUACCCUCCUGGAUGAUCAAAUCAUAUAAGGAGUUGCACUGGUCCGAUCUGCUGCGGCGGUACGUGGACUAUGACCAGCUGGAGGAUGCGGUGGUGCUGACCGUGGAGUAUGUGGAUGCCUUACUGUGGACAUACACCGGCCAUGACUGCCCUGAAUUCAAUCUCAAGUCCUGCUCGAGGCCGGUCCCUCAAAGCAGCUGGUUACCUUACACCUGCAUAGACCAAUUAUCUCAAGCUCUAAAAGACAUGAAACAAGAUUCACACCAUGAAAGGCUGGCUGAAAUGCUGGAGUACAAGCUGGCUAUCUACUUCCAGAAAAUGAGACACCUCUCCGAACAGAUUUUGACGAAAUAACUGACAGUUCUUAUUUCUCCACUCUAUUUCAUUGCAUGCAAUUAAAUUCUUUCUUUCAUGCAGAAACACUCUUUUUCAGGUCAUUGAAUGUUAAAUUUCUCUCAUCAAGGUACUAUAUCGGAUAUUUGUCCUUUAGUCUGUGCUCUCUGAGAACACAGGAAAUUUGUUGUAUCGUUUUCAUUUUUUUCAUGAAUUUAAAUAAAUUGUUUUGUAAUGCAAA
Magallana angulata is the source of this 4478-nucleotide messenger RNA. RefSeq names its product nuclear pore complex protein Nup160-like. Bases 65 to 4258 code for a protein of 1397 amino acids. Gene Ontology annotation, molecular function: structural constituent of nuclear pore. NCBI's taxonomy places the organism in Eukaryota, Metazoa, Mollusca, Bivalvia, Ostreida, Ostreidae. Gene Ontology annotation, cellular component: nuclear pore. The transcript is spliced from 34 exons. The record is from RefSeq and is a predicted model, not a curated record.